GCUCUUGUGCUUCAGUCUCUCCGCUCUGAUUCUGCUCCGUUUCUCCUGCCCUCACUUUCCCUCUGCGCGCAGGACCCGCCCGGCAGUCCUCCACCUUGAUCCGCCUGAUGCUUUUACCGGUCGAGAGCCCUCCAUCUGUGCUAGCAAUAAAAGUGCGGGGAUUGGCAUCUUCAUUUGCUCCUAAGCUUCUUACCUACUACUACUACUUGCCAUGGCAUCUCGCGUGUUCCGACGGGGAGCAAGCGGGCUGAUUCCCCCUCGACCGUCUCGCCUCCUUCUCCAAAGGGCGGCGGCGGCCCCUGCAGGAGCCGGAGCAGCUCGCGCGCUGCACUCGACGGCCCCCGCGUUGACCAACUUUGAUGCGCCGUUCACGACAAUAUCCCAGAGCGGCCUGAGCGAGUCGCAGAUGGACGUCCGCACGGCCAUCCAGGCCAUCACGGACCGCUUCGACGAUGCCUACUGGCUGGAAAAGGACCGCGCACAGAGUUAUCCCCACGAGCUGUACGAUGCCCUCGCCGAGGGCGGCUGGGUGGGCAUCUGCAUGCCGCCCGAGUACGGCGGCGCUGGCCUGGGCAUCUCGGAGGCGACGGUGAUGCUGCAGACGAUUGCCGAGUCCGGCGCAAGCGUGUCGGGCGCCCAGAGCAUCCACGCCAACGUGUACCCGAUCAUGCCCCUGAUUGAGUUUGCGUCGCAGGAACAAAAGGAGGACUGGCUGCCGCGUAUUCUCGACGGCCGGAUCCGCAGCUGCUUUAUGAUCACGGAGCCAAACGUCGGCCUCGAGACGCUCAAGAUCAAGACGCGCGCCGAGAAGCGCGGCAACAAGUGGGUCAUCAACGGCAGCAAGAUCUGGACCUCGUCGGCGCAGGUGGCCUCGCACGGCGUCAUUCUCGCCCGUACCUCGGAGCCGUCAGAGACGUCGCGGUCCGGCGGCCUCUCGCUUUUCUUUGCCCCGCUACGACGGGCCGCGCCCAAGACGCCGCACACGAGUGCCGAGGACAGCGAGCUGCGGAGCGGCCUCGAGAUGCGCAAGAUUGACAAGAUGGGCGGCAACGCAGUCGACGCAAACGAGGUCUGGUUCGACGACUUUGAGGUCGACGACUACUGCCUCGUCGGCGACGAGGGCACCGGCUUCAAAAAGGUGCUCCACGGCAUGAAUGCCGAGCGGUGCCUCCUCGCCGGCGAGGCUCUGGGUACCGGCUACGCGGCGCUGCGAAAGGCGACGAGCUACGCGGGCGACCGCGUCGUCUUUGGCAAGCCCAUCGGCCAGUUCCAGGGCGUGCAGCACCCGCUGGCCAUGGCCUGGGCCAAUCUCGAAGCAGCCAGGCACCUCUCCUAUGCCGCUGCCCGGCUCUACGACGAGCGCAACCCAGACGCGGGCGCUCAGGCCAACGCGGCAAAGCUCGUCGCCAGCGAGGCUGGCUACAAGGCCUGUGAGGCUGCCCUCAUGGCCAUGGGCGGCAUGGGCUACAGUCGCGAGUUCCACGUCGAGAGGUAUCUCCGGGAGAGCUUCGUUCCCCGACUCGCGCCCGUGUCUCGCGAGAUGAUCCUCAACUAUAUUGGACAACGGGUGCUGCAGCUGCCCAAGUCGUACUGAGCAGCUGCCUUAGUCGUAUUGAAUGCGUGCAAUUCCAUCAUCAUUCGCAAUUCUAUCAUCAUCAUCA
Messenger RNA from Acaromyces ingoldii, 1661 nucleotides. RefSeq names its product acyl-CoA dehydrogenase NM domain-like protein. The record is from RefSeq and is a predicted model, not a curated record. Gene Ontology annotation, molecular function: acyl-CoA dehydrogenase activity; flavin adenine dinucleotide binding. Bases 212 to 1594 code for a protein of 460 amino acids. The transcript is spliced from 3 exons. NCBI's taxonomy places the organism in Eukaryota, Fungi, Basidiomycota, Exobasidiomycetes, Exobasidiales, Cryptobasidiaceae.